CUUCUUCGACUCUAGUUUGUGGUGAGGAGAGAUGGCUGAUUAUCCGUCUCCCCACGGAGGCUCGAGCUCUGACGUUUCCGUGGACGAGCUGAACGCCUCCAUAAGAGAGCAAGUUCACGCUGCAGUCUCCAGGUCCGUUCAGGGAGCGCGCUAGCCGUACCUAAGUUAUGACAACCUCUGGGGCUGUCGUAUUCGCAAGGUUUUUUUUACGGUGACCAAUGGCGCAAGCAUUUAUUGGGACACAGACAGAUGGUUUUAUAGAGUGGUCGCUAUAUAUAGACAGGUUUAACUGUACUGACCUCUGCUGCAGGUUUGCGGAUGUACUGGCAGCAGAGCAGAGCGAGACUGAGCUACUGGAGCCAUGUGAGCUGGAGGGCAGGCAGAGCGAGCUUCAGAGGCUGGAGGAAGAGAGGAAGAACUAUGAAGGGCAGCUUCUGAGGUUGCAGGAAGAGGUGGAUUUGAUGGAGGACGAGAUGAGGAGGAGAGAGGAAGGAGGGGGAGAGGUCCUGACUGACAAAGACAUGGAGAAGGCACUGUUUGGAAUUGCUCGGUCUAGCAAGGAAGAGAGCGAGGGAGAAAUGGCUACAGCUUCCAGAGAACACGAGAGAGUCGUUAGAAAUCUCAAGGCUCGAAUAAAAUUAAACGAGGCUUUCAAUGGCAUACAGUUCUCUUCAGCUGAGUGGGAAAUAGCGGCUAAAGAUGAAACUAGCCUCCAUCGGAAGCACAUUCACACUGGCUCCGCCCACGGGUUCCUGUUUCAUGUGGAGUAUCUCGUGAAGGAAGAUAAGAGCAGUGAAGGUGCCAAAGACGGUGAGUCUCCGUCUGUGCUGGCCAGGAUCGUGGCUCUGUCAGUCUCCGUUGAGCCAACCUCCGAAAACGACCUCCAACCUUUCAUUUCAAGGGUUAGUGUUGAUUUUGAUCUGAUGAAAUUCUAUCAGACGUACGUGAAGUAUGCCAUUCUGGUCAACGAGAGACGAGAUUCUUACGCCACUGCAAAAUCAAAGUAUGGGGCCAGUGUUAGAGUGCCAGAUGGACCGGACAGAACUAGACUCAACUACAGAAUGAAAGCAGGACUGUCCCUGUUCUUCUCUUGGACUGUGUCUGUCUCUGAGAGAGGGUUUGUUGACAGCUCACUCGGUCUGCAAGUGAAAUCUCACCGAGAAGUGUCAGACGAGGACAGAGAGACGGUCAGUCACCUUCCCCUUCUCCUGCAGAAGAUGAUUCAGACUCGGGGCCACAGAAAGGCCCUCGCGUCUGUUUUAGCUCUCCUCCAACCAAACCCAGUGACCUCUUGAUUGCCAUGACUGUGCAAUAUAUUCCACACAUGCGUGUAACGCUAGAGACACGUGUCAGCCGCUCCCGGCAACAAGUUAGUGCAAGAAAACCUGGUUGCUUUCGCUCUUAAUGUGCAUGCUUUUCAUGCCACUUGUUUAUUUCUCACAAGAAGGCAAGUAUGCCACUAAUAUCCCAAAAUCCUCAUUAAAAUCUCUGCUCUUUAAUGAUCUUUAACAUUUUUAUAGUCACAUACACCUUUAAAUGAGAAAUACAA
Molecule: messenger RNA, 1549 nt
Organism: Geodia barretti
Lineage: Eukaryota; Metazoa; Porifera; Demospongiae; Tetractinellida; Geodiidae
Source: the annotation of a GenBank genome assembly